This is a messenger RNA of Brachypodium distachyon (stiff brome), 989 nucleotides long. RefSeq lists its product as uncharacterized. NCBI's taxonomy places the organism in Eukaryota, Viridiplantae, Streptophyta, Magnoliopsida, Poales, Poaceae. The transcript has 8 exons. Bases 149 to 709 code for a protein of 186 amino acids. The record is from RefSeq and is a predicted model, not a curated record.
AUAAAUCUCAAGCUCUGUAACGUUUGCUGGUGCGUGUCGACUGAAGCGGCGACCACGAAUCCCCAUUGCCAGCGAUUGAAUCUCUUCCCUAAGUUGGAUGCAGAACCUCUAACUGCUAAGUGCUCAAGUACUCCUAAGACUUGUAGGAAUGGUAACGUCUCCUUCAAUAAGACUUUCCAGGGGGGCUUCUACGAGAGUCGGGCACGGAGAACACAAGGAUGGUGCUGAUAACAUCGAAGGAUAUCGAAAUGCUGUACGGACUGCAGAAUCUUUGGUUCAUGAAACAUCGGUACAUGUUGGUGAAGCCUCAGCGAAAGGAGAGAGUGUUGAGAACAUAAAAGAUGUUGCAGAUGUGAAUGCAUGGUCAGGCAACGCAAAUUCUGGGAACGUGAACGAUCUGGUGAAUAGUUUCUUCGUCACACCUCUAGUAUCAGAUGAUUUAAGUAGUAUCGGGACCAACGCUGGCAUUGGAACUCCUAUUUUCAACCAGGCCCCACAGUGUGUACCAAAAGGUGCUGAGAGUACAAAGGAUUUUGCUGAGAAUACAACUGACAAGGAAACAAAGAAGGAACCAUCAGAAAGUUCGGUCCAGAACAUGUACCACAGGUGGAAAUUCACGAGGAAGGUGUACAGCAAAGAACUGAGAGAUGAGCUGCUUCGUAAGGAGAGAGAUGCUAUGUUCAUGGAAGAUGGAGCAAGUACUUUGUGAAGCCUGUGUAAUGGUAGUUUGUUCUGUUAAAAGCAAUGCGAAGGAAGAAAGUGGACGCAUAUUUUUAUAUUUUGUUAUGGGCAUACUAUGCUGACUACCUUUCGAGUGCUCAGUGCUUAACUUGGUUCUGCUAAUCUGUUAAGACAUGCAGUACUAUGGGCCGUUAGUAUUAUGUGUUAUGGUUGACAUAAGUACCGUUGCUCUGUCAGGGCAAGUACCUGUAUGUUGGAUUGUUCAUGAAAUCUAAAGCCGAAUGUACCAAUCGUGGGUACCACUGUUG